ACUCGUCACAAUUAGCAAGCUUGUCUACACAUGGUGGUGUAUCUAAAACAGAGAGAGAGCAGGUUUUGUUCAAGGAACCAACAUAUUUUCAAUGAAUUGAUGCUGCACUGAAGACAGAAUUGCAGACAUUUUCAGACACACCAGACGACGAGACCUUGAUGGCAGCACAGGUUGCUGAAUGAGUAAAUACUUAUUAAUAAAGAAUAGAAUCCAGAAUGUUCAGCAUGGAAACAGAAGAAAAUCAUACACUAAUGGCCUGGAACAAUAUAUCACAACUUGACAACAGAACCGUCAUCUUCAGAAACUGGACAAACCCUGUGAUUGGCUGCUUCACCUGGAAGUCACCCAAUCAUUUUCUUUUUCAGUUGGCAAACUGCGUUCUAUUACUAGCUCUGUUUGCUCCAGAUGGAAAGAAAGGGAUACUUUUCAUGCAUGGGUUCUUUGUUUUGGGAUUUUUACUGUUAUCGGUGUGGUCAUGGGUUGUACUUUGUGCUCCUGAUUUCUUUUCCUGGAAUUUUUCUUUUAUGGUGCUGAAUGCGAUUCAGACAUUAUUCCUGAUGUACCACAUUAGACCAGUUAAGUUUUGUGACGAAUUGGAACAAGUUUAUGUGGCUCUCUUUCAACCGAUGAAAAUUCCAAGACAUUUGUUCAAGAAACUUGUUUCUACGGAUUAUUGUACACUGACAUCGCUCCAUGAAGGCGAGGCUUAUGCUACACAAGGGAUCAGUAAGACGGACAGACUUGGUCUUUUGAUGACUGGAAAAAUGAAUGUUUACAGUCAUAACAACCUUCUCCACCAAAUACACGAAAAGGAAUUUAUUGACUCACCUGAAUUUGAAUCUGGUGUUGGUGGCGACGAGAAAUACCAGGUAUCAAUCUUUGCCGGUUCAAUGUGUCGAUAUAUAUUUUGGUCAAGACAUAGUUUGGAGUAUUUGUUAAUUAAGGAAUCGUACCUUGCUAACGUAUUCAACAUUAUCCUAGGUCGAGAUAUUACCAACAAACUGUAUGCUUUAAAUGAAAAGGUAGCUUUAAGAAAAGGAUCACGUGUUGACAUUAGACUACCGAGUGUUUCAUCAUCUCUAAAGGCGAAACAAGAUUUACGUAAAACCGUAGCUGGUGUAGGAGAUGAGAGUCCGUCUCAUGCUCCACAAACCAUUAUUGAUGACACAGGAGACGAUGACGUGUAUAUAGAUGAGAGUGUUGAAGAUCAGGAAAAAGAAGGGCUAUUGAACGGCCAUCUUAGACAACCAUAUUUUCGGGGUCCAAGUCUAUCGACUUGUAGUGAAUUUUCUCGUGGAGAGUCACCAAGAUGUUCCAUUAAUUCUCAUUCAAGCAAUUCUGGCAUUCAUAUCAAAAUGUAACUACAAAGCUGUUUAAGUACCGUUGGAUGAUCAUUUUAAUCAUUACCUAAUGUGAGUUUAUUUGAUAACUUGUCAGAGGAAAUGAGAAGUGUUUGUAUGUGAACACAUAUGCCAAGGUAACAUUUUUAGAUCUACCAUUGUUGGGAUACAUUAAAGACGAGACAUAUAUAAAUUAACGUGUAGGCUGUAUAUAACCAAGGGUUAUCGAUUGCGAAAG
Molecule: messenger RNA, 1578 nt
Organism: Mytilus trossulus (common blue mussel)
Lineage: Eukaryota; Metazoa; Mollusca; Bivalvia; Mytilida; Mytilidae
Product: popeye domain-containing protein 3-like
Exons: 9
Coding region: 216-1361 (381 amino acids)
Biological process (GO): heart development; striated muscle cell differentiation; regulation of membrane potential
Cellular component (GO): sarcolemma
Molecular function (GO): cAMP binding
Source: RefSeq, a predicted model, not a curated record